CAACUACCUCUACCUAGCGAUCCUUAGCAAGCGCAUCCACACGCUAUAAGUUUUGUCUUUACAUCGAUUACCACUUGGUGUGCUCCUGGACCGCCAACAGCCAGUCCCAACAAGCGCCCCACUUUUGGAUUGCAGGCGGAUGUCACGUGUAGAGGCUGGUUUUUGAAGUCAGUAUUGAUUGUACUCAUGUUAAUGUUCCGCGAACUGUUUUGUUAACCCUGUGUUUUUUAGGUCUGUAGCACGAAAACUCUCGCAUCCAUGUCGUACAUAACAGAGGCUCAACGGUGGCGUGCGUUAGCCACACGUGAUCCCAACGCCAACGGGCACUUCUUCUAUUCCGUCAAAUCGACACAGAUUUACUGCAGACCGACGUGUCCAGCGAGACUUGCGCGACGAGCCAACAUCAGUUUCCAAAAGACAAUUGCGGAGGCAGAAGCGUUAGGUUUUAGGGCAUGCAAACGGUGUAGACCGAACGUUGAGAACGAAGACCCACAAGACAAAGCUGUCGCGAAGGCAAUGGGUUUCAUCGAGGAAGCGGUGAGAAGAGGCGACGCAAAACAAUUGAAGUUGCACGAUCUUGCGAAGAAAGUCGGUCUGACACCAAGGUAUUUCCACAAGAUCUUUAAAGACAAGACCAACACAACGCCACGAGAGUACACGAACAUAGUCGCGGCGCAACACAGUAGCUCAAGCCCAUCAUCGGGGUCCGAUGCAAGCCCUUCGAAUUUGGAGAACUUCGACUGGGACACGUUCGACAUCUCUGAGCUGGCAAAAUACCAUUUCGAUUCAAAUUCGACAUUGAGCGACGACUUUAUGGUACAGGCAGCACAGAUCACAGCUGCCGGGUUUGGGGAGACCUCGAUUGAUGAGCAACCGAUACAGCCCUGGGUCAUGGGAUCACCCGACGGUGACAAUUCAGAUACCGACUCCACACUGUCAAAUGAGCAGUUGUCAAGCCUAAGUGGAUGGGACUCUACUUUUAUCGAUUUCGGACAGUAUCCAAGUACGAAACCGAUACUUAUAGAUCCGACAUUCGACUUCGAUAUCAAUUUGGCCAUGCUACUUCAGAAUGAUAUGGCAGGUACCGACUUCACACUUGAUGUGACACCAGACUUCGACAUGUCCGCUGUUUCAUCCGCACCAGCUCCACUAAGCUGACCACGCUGUGUACAAUGUAGAUCAAGAGCGCAUAUGACCAGCGCAAAAUGUGCAGGAAAUGUGUACUAGACGGAUUG
This is a messenger RNA of Boeremia exigua, 1235 nucleotides long. Its product is annotated as metal binding domain of Ada-domain-containing protein. NCBI's taxonomy places the organism in Eukaryota, Fungi, Ascomycota, Dothideomycetes, Pleosporales, Didymellaceae. Gene Ontology annotation, molecular function: DNA-binding transcription factor activity; zinc ion binding; methyltransferase activity. The transcript has a single exon. The coding region runs from base 259 to 1158 and encodes 299 amino acids. Gene Ontology annotation, biological process: regulation of DNA-templated transcription; DNA repair. The record is from RefSeq and is a predicted model, not a curated record.